UUCAGACAUGUUAUUGGUUAUUUCUAGGGAAUUAACAAUGAUGAACUAUGCUCAGUGUAUUUUUUUAUACAGUGUUAAAGUGGGAAACCCCAAAGUUAGUCAGAGGAUUUCAGGCAUACAAUUUAAGUGAUAAAGAGAGACAUUGCAGCAAGUUUGAAGAUAUUGCAGGAUGCAUCAGAAUUGACUUAACUUGACUUAAGACUUAACACUCCCCUUAUGAUGUCAUUAUGAAGAAAACAGAGGAAGCCUGCUUUGAGGCAAUUUAUGGGCUGCUGUUUCCCUCAGACCAGAACAUUACACUGAGGCAUCUUUCUUCACACUCUCAAUGAGCUUGAAUCAGCAGACUAUUUAUUAGGCAACUCUGAAAGUGCGCAGCAGAUCUGACUGAUCUACCAUGACAUCCAAUGCCACAGAUUAUCACUGUGGACCCUCAACCCAUGGGCUAGUGUCCUCCGUCCUUCCUCCUGUACUUAUCAUUGAGCUGUUACUCGGCCUGCCUGGCAAUGUCAUAGCACUAAUGAUCUUUUGCCAAAACAUGCAGCAUUGGAGGGCCAACGUUACUUUCCUCUUCAACCUGGUUUUGUCUGAUUUUCUGCUCCUCUUGAACCUACCCUUUCGUAUCGACAACUACUGGCAUGGUAAUAAGUGGAGAUUUGGAGAUGCUUGGUGUCGGAUCAACCUAUUCAUGCUAGCGGUAAACCGUUCCGCUAGCAUUGCUUUCCUGACCACUGUGGCAGUUGACCGCUACUUUAAAGUGGUCCAUCCACAUCACAGAAUCAAUCACAUGCGCUCAAAACAGGCAGCUUGGGUCGCCUGUUUCAUCUGGGUAGUUGUGAUAUCUCUGAGGAUGCCAUUACUGGCUAACAAUCUUCAUAGCACAGAUGAGAAAAACAUCUCCCAUUGUAGGAGUUUCAGCAACUAUGAGAAUCCACCACCAGGAAUCCAACUGUAUUAUGUCAUAUUUAAUUUAGAUUUCUUUUUGCCUUUGGUGCUCCUGAUCUUCUGCUCCGUGCUCAUUGCCUGUAUCCUACGUUCUCGCAAGAUCAACAAGGACAAGAGAGUGCAAAGGGCUAUUCAGACUGUCCUAGUGAUUGUUGGGGUUUUCGUCCUUUGUUUCUUUCCUGGGAUUGGCACAGGGCUGACUGCACUCUAUUUUAAAUCUCUUGGAAAUUACUACUGCAAUGCUUACCAUCUGACCAGUGAGUUGUUUGAGAUGUCCAUAGCUUUCACCUAUCUGAACAGUGCUCUGGAUCCAGUCAUCUACUGCUUCUCCAGCUCUAUAUUACGCAAUUCUUUGAAACAAGCGCUAAACCGGACUGGAAUCAUGGAGCUAAUGCCCAAUCGACAGGGCAGCGUGAAAAGUGGAAGAGACUGAGAAUGGAUUUAGGAUUGGACAGGAAAAAAAUUAACUGUAAAGUGGGCAGUGCAUACUUAUUAAAGGUGAAGAAUGUAAUUCAACCAAUGGCAUGAGUUUGAGACAGGGACUGUUUGUUUGACUGAUGGCAGAUAGGGAGAGUUGUUAUUUUUGCAAUUCUAUUUAGUGGCACAUAUAUUGCACACUUGCCCUUUAAUUCACUGUGGCUUUAUUUAUUGUUUUGUAUGUUAAGUUUUCUUUUUGGUAGAUAUACAUUUUAUUUGUAUUUCUGGUUCAUAUACAGUAAUAAAGGAUUUUUAUGUAACACAGAAUUGUAAAUAGAUUGUCUGAUUUCAGUGUGAUAUAUGAUAAAUGAUUAAUAAAUAAAAUAAUGCCAUACAAGAUUGAAUAU
Messenger RNA from Myxocyprinus asiaticus (Chinese sucker), 1766 nucleotides. RefSeq names its product hydroxycarboxylic acid receptor 2-like. Gene Ontology annotation, cellular component: membrane. The transcript is spliced from 2 exons. Gene Ontology annotation, molecular function: leukotriene receptor activity. The coding region runs from base 395 to 1375 and encodes 326 amino acids. The record is from RefSeq and is a predicted model, not a curated record. Gene Ontology annotation, biological process: G protein-coupled receptor signaling pathway. Lineage: Eukaryota; Metazoa; Chordata; Actinopteri; Cypriniformes; Catostomidae.